AUGGAACAGACAGAUGAUUGUAGACACAGUCCUAUAAAUAGUAAUCAAAAAAAUGAUGCUGAUAAGGGAAAUUUGGAUAAUGAAAAUGCAGAAGAAUUGAAAAAAAAAAUUAUCGAUUUAGAAUUGCAACUAGAAUAUGAAAUAAAUCGGCACGAAGAUGAAAUUAAGGAGAGAGAUGAAGCACUAAAACAAAUGGAAGAAAAACUUAUUGAAAUGGAAAACAUCAAAAGUGAGAUGGAGGAAAAAGAUAAGGCCAUUUUAAAUUUAAGUGAAAAAUUAUUAAUAAUGUCAAAUAAAUAUGAUAUUUUAGUAAAAGAAGGUAAAUUAAAGGAUGAAGAAAUAAAACAUAUUAAAAAUAAAAAAAAAUAUAAAAAGCAGGCAACUGAUGAAUAUAUAGCUACAAUGAAAAAACAAAAUGAUGAAUUUAAAAAUGAUAAUGAUGCAAUACAUGAAAAAUAUGAUCAAUUAUUAAAAGAACAUGAUACACUUACAAAAGAUUACAAAUCGUUAGAAGAUGAACUAAAUAAGAAUAUAAACGAAUUAAAUCUUGAAAAGACGAAAAAAAUGAAUGAAUAUGACGAAAUUGUUGCUCUUAAAAUGUUAAAUAUGGAUAAGGAACUAAGGCAAAAGAGGCAUACAGAAAAUGAUGAAGAACAUUCUCUUAAAUUAGAGCUAAAGUACAAAGAUAUGAUAAUUAAAAAGUUUAUAAUAAAAAAAGAAAAAGAAAAAAAUUUAGAAAAAAAGGAAUUUGGAAACAAAGAAGACAAUAAUAAUAAUAUCAAUGAGCAGAUUGUUAAUUAUGAGAAAAAAGUGAAUGAAUUACACCAAAAAUGUUUAGAUUCUCAAUAUGAUCAAGCCCAAUUGAAGAAUAAAAUAACUAAAUAUAGUAACAUUAUUGAUGAUCUUAAAAAAGAGAACAAUGAAUUGUUGGAAGUUAUUAGUACAUUAAGGGAGUACAUCAACACAACAUAUAAAGAAGACACAGGCAUUCACCAAUAUGACGAUCUAAUAAAUAACCUCCUAAAAGAGAAUGUCACAUUGAAUGAAGAAAUUUCUAAACAGAAAAAAAAGAAUAUAGCUGAUGUGUACUAUUACAAUAAGGAAUUGCAAAUGUUGCAAAAUGAUAAGAUGAAAAUUAUUGAAAAGUUUGAUAUAGCAAAUAAUAGUGUUCCCCAUUUAUAUGAGCCAUUAAAUGUAACAUUACAUGAGAAAAAAGGAGAUGAAAAAAAAAAAAAUUGUUACAAAAAUAGCCACGGAACCAUCACACAGGAAUUUUCAAAUAAUUCGAAGGAUACUAACUUAAUAAAAGGAAAUUCAGAUUAUCCAAAAGAUUUAGUAAUUAAUGAGGAUUUAGCUCAUAUUUAUAUGCAAAAUCGUAAAUAA
Molecule: messenger RNA, 1383 nt
Organism: Plasmodium berghei ANKA
Lineage: Eukaryota; Apicomplexa; Aconoidasida; Haemosporida; Plasmodiidae
Product: conserved Plasmodium protein, unknown function
Exons: 12
Coding region: 1-1383 (460 amino acids)
Source: RefSeq, a predicted model, not a curated record